Morchella importuna is the source of this 1074-nucleotide messenger RNA. RefSeq lists its product as uncharacterized. Gene Ontology annotation, cellular component: cytoplasm. NCBI's taxonomy places the organism in Eukaryota, Fungi, Ascomycota, Pezizomycetes, Pezizales, Morchellaceae. The transcript has 3 exons. Gene Ontology annotation, biological process: secondary metabolic process. The record is from RefSeq and is a predicted model, not a curated record. Bases 1 to 1074 code for a protein of 357 amino acids. Gene Ontology annotation, molecular function: hydrolase activity; carboxy-lyase activity.
AUGUCCACCAUGUCCACCAUUACCUUCCUCCUCAUCUUCUCAACACUUGCAACUGCCCGUUUUAAUGUCACCUCUAACUUUCGUGUUGAUGUUCAUACCCACUUUAUUCCUGACUUCUAUCGGGAAGCCCUCAUAAACAGUGGUAAUGCCGAAAUUCGCAAUGGGACGGAAGUCUGGUCAGAAGGAGCUAUAAUACCUAAAUGGAGCAUCGAAGCCCAGAUAGAAACAAUGGAUACAAACGGCAUAGAUUACUCAGUACUGAGCCUAUCUGCACCCGGCGUUGCAUUCCUGCAUGGAAACCCCGCCGCGGCGAACUUGACGAGAAGGUUGAACGAUUAUCUUUUUGAGCUGAUGGAACUGUACCAGGGGAGAAUUGGUGCAUUUUGUGUUUUACCACUACCAAAUGUGGAGGCUGCAUUAGAGGAGAUUGAGUAUUGUAUGGACACUUUGGGUUUCGCCGGUGUAGGCCUCUUCACAAAUCACGACGGGGUUUACCUCGGCGACUCCAACCUCGACCCUAUAUUCGACCUUCUAAGCACCCGCAACUUGACUACCUUUGUACAUCCUACUGUACCAAACUGCUGGAAAGAUGUCACUUUGGGAUAUGCACCCCCGUUGAUUGAAUUCCCGUUCGACACCAUGCGAGCCAUUAUGAACCUCUUCCUUACCGGGACACGGGCCCGAUAUCAACAUAUCAACAUGAUAUUCUCUCAUGGGGGCGGUGUUCUUCCAUUCCUAGCGGAGAGAGUAGCAUACACAGUGGAGAGGCCUGCCUUUGGGGGUUAUCGAUCUGAAGACGUAUUAGACCAGUUCAAAGGUUAUUUCUUUGAUACGGCUAGUACUGUUUCCAGACCGCAACUAGCGGCGCUGGAUGAGUUUGGAGUUGCUGGGAGGUUGAUGACGGGCACUGAUUACCCCUUUCUGCCCGGAAAUUUUACAAAUGGUUAUCCAGCGGCGAUAGCGGCAUAUGGAAAAUUCACGGAAGAGGUGAUUGAAGGAAUUAAUAGUCAGAAUGCGCUUUCCGUACUGCCGGUAGUGGUGGAAAAGUUGGGGCUAGAGAUACUAUAUAAUUGA